Copidosoma floridanum is the source of this 655-nucleotide messenger RNA. Its product is annotated as sorbitol dehydrogenase. Gene Ontology annotation, biological process: D-sorbitol catabolic process. Gene Ontology annotation, molecular function: L-iditol 2-dehydrogenase (NAD+) activity; zinc ion binding. Lineage: Eukaryota; Metazoa; Arthropoda; Insecta; Hymenoptera; Encyrtidae. The record is from RefSeq and is a predicted model, not a curated record.
CGUGGUCUACAGAAGUAUUACAAUGUCCUUACAUUAAUCAAUUAGAAGUUUUUGAGUUCAGUGGCGUCAAAAUUCAUUUGCUGCUCAGCAAGUUACGCAACUGGUGAUAGAGAAAUGUUAUCAUUCAUGCCUAAGACAUCCCACUGAAGUCACCUAUAUAACUUUAUGCAUAUUACUUCGUCUUUUCAAAGAUCUUUCUACAUCAAUUUAAUUGACUACUACAUUUUCGUGAUCAUCAAUGGCACUAGAUAAUCUGACAGCUGUUCUUUACGGAGUUAACGAUAUUCGACUUGAACAAACUCCAAUCAAACAGCCAGCUCCCAAUGAAGUGUUAUUAAAAGUUGGAUGGGUUGGCAUAUGUGGAUCAGAUGUUCAUUACUUAACACAUGGCAGAAUUGGAGAGUUUAUAGUAAAAGAUCCAAUGAUAAUUGGGCAUGAGUCCUCUGGAACCGUCUUCAAACUUGGACAAAACGUUACAAAAUUUAAAGUUGGAGAUAGAGUGGCUAUUGAACCAGGAGUACCUUGUCGGUGUUGCAACCAUUGUAAAAGUGGUAAAUAUAAUUUGUGUCCAGACAUUGUAUUUUGCGCAACCCCUCCUAACCAUGGAACACUUCGACGAUACUACCCACAUCCCGCUGAUUUUUGUUACAAGUAA